This is a messenger RNA of Rhodotorula toruloides NP11, 1098 nucleotides long. Its product is annotated as integral membrane DUF1751 family protein. The transcript is spliced from 6 exons. Gene Ontology annotation, cellular component: membrane; Golgi apparatus. Gene Ontology annotation, biological process: retrograde vesicle-mediated transport, Golgi to endoplasmic reticulum. The coding region runs from base 1 to 1098 and encodes 365 amino acids. The record is from RefSeq and is a predicted model, not a curated record. Lineage: Eukaryota; Fungi; Basidiomycota; Microbotryomycetes; Sporidiobolales; Sporidiobolaceae.
AUGCCCGCCAUCCUCUCAACAGCGGUCUCGCUGCCGCCCGCAACGCGCUACCUCACCCUCUCGCUCGUCGGACUCUCGGUUCUCUACUUCUUCGUCCACCUCUCGGUCAACCCGCGGGACCUCAAGGGCAUCUUUGGAGCGACAGGAGACGCCAGCCUCGCCUUUCCCUGGCUCGUACUCGUCCCCGGAAACGUCAUCUGGGCACCCUGGACGCUGUUGACCGCCGCGUUCGUCGAGACCAACUUUCCAGAGUUCCUCAUCUCCAUCCUCACCCUUCCGCUCGCCGCCCGGUAUCUCGAACGAGUAUGGGGCGCACAAGAGCUCGUCAAGUUCGUUCUCGUGACGAUGGUCGUCUCGAACGUCAUUGCCGUCGGCGUCAACGUGCUCGAGAGCGUCGUUCUGGGGGACUCGGCGCUGUUCAUGUACGGCAUGUCCUACCACGGCCUCUCCGCCCUCCAAGUCGCCUUCCUCGUCGCCUUCACCCAGCUCAUCCCCGAACACCAAGUGCAAGUCUUCGGCGGCCUCUUCACGAUGCGCGUCAAGUCGCUCCCGAUGCUCUACGUCACCUUCUCCAACAUCGUCUGCGUCCUCGGUUACCAGAGCCCUUACAUCCUUGUCCAAUUCGGCUGGCUCGUCUCGUGGUUCUAUCUGCGCUUCAUCAAGUACAACGAGGGAGGCGACUUCCGAGGAGACCGCAGCGAGACGUUCGCGUUCGCAAGCUGGUUCCCGCCCUUUGCCCAGAAGUACAUCACGAUUGGCACGACUCACCUCUUCAACCUCGCCGUCCGCUUCAAGGUCCUCCAGCCUUGGGGCGCAGACAUCGAGUCGGGCGUUGCGGGAGCAGGAGGAGGGUACACGCAGGUACCGGGUGGACAGCGGGCUGAGGCAGAGCGGAGGAGGCAACUCGCCCUCGAAGCGCUCGACCGCCGCAUGGCCGCUCCCUCCGGCCCCUCGACCUCCUCACCCGCCGUCCCUCGCGCCUCAUCACCCGCCGCCAGCCCCGCAAGUCCCACUACGGCACGGACGGCGGUCGUUGCGAGUGUGGAUGGAGCAGCUACGGCGCCGGUGGCAGGUGGGGUGGACGAGAAAGCGCAGUAG